AUUACCCGACAAGUGGCUGUCUCCCCGCCUGGAGCCGCAGAGGGGUCGCUCGGGGCGCGGGGCCGGCGUGCGGGGUCGGCGGCGGCGGAGAGCUACAAGACCAGCUCGGGCAGCGGGGUCAGUCGCCCGCCAGGAGCGCGGGCACCGGCGAGCAGGCCACGUCGCGCUCACCAUGGUCUGCUGCUGGGACACCGGCGUCCUGCUGUGCGCGCUGCUCAGCGGUCUGCUUCUCACAGGAUCUAGUUCAGGUUCAAAAUUUAAAGGUCCUGAGCUGAAUUUUAAAGGCACCCAGCAUGUCAUACAAGCAGGCAAGACGCUGCAUAUCGAAUGCAGGGGGAAAGCAGACCACUCAUGGUCUUUGCCCAAGACAGUGAGUAAGGAAAGGGAAAGGCUGAACAUAACUAAGUCUGCCUGUGGAAGGGACGGCAAACAGUUCUGCAGCACUCUGACCUUGACCGCAGCCCAGGCAAACCACACGGGCUACUACAGCUGCAAAUAUCUGUCUCCUGCUUGGAGGAACAAGCAGGCACAAUCCACAAUCUACAUAUUUAUUCAUGAUACAGGGAGACCCUUCUUAGAGAUGCACAGUGAAAUACCUAAAACGAUAUAUAUGACUGAAGGAAGGGAUCUCGUCGUUCCCUGCCGGGUUACGUCACCCAACAUCACUGUUACUUUAAAAAAGUUUCCAUUUGCUACUCUGAUCCCUGAUGGAACAAGAAUAAUCUGGGACAGUAGGAAGGGCUUUGUAAUUUCAAAUGCAACAUACAAAGAAAUAGGGCUUCUCACCUGUGAGACAACAGUCAAUGGACAUUUGUACCAGACAAACUAUCUCUCAUUUCGACAAACCUACACAGUCUUUGAUGUCCAAAUGAGCACACCGAGCCCCGUCAAGUUACUUAGAGGUCAUGCUCUUACCCUCAACUGCACCGCCACCACACCCGUCAACGGGAGAGUUCACAUAACCUGGAGUUACCCUGGUGAAGCAAGUAAGAGUGCCUCUAUAAGGUGGCGAUUGGGCAAAGCCAAUUCCCAUGCCAAUAUAUUCUACAGUGUUCUUAUUAUUAACAAAGUGCAGAGCAAAGACAAAGGCAUUUACACCUGUCAUGUGGAUAGUGGCUCAUCCUUCAAGUCUGUUAACGUCUCAGUGCGUGUAUAUGAUCAACCAUUCAUCACUGUGGAACAUCGAAAACAGCAAGUGCAUGAAACUGUAGCUGGCAAGAAGUCUUACCGGCUGCCUAUGAAAGUGAAGGCGUUUCCCCCACCAGAAGUGGCAUGGCUAAAAGAUGGGUUACCUGUGACGGAGAAAUCGGCUCGCUAUUUCAUUCAUGGCUAUUCAUUAAUUAUUAAAGAUGUAGCUGCUGAAGACACAGGAAAUUACACAAUCUUGCUGAGCAUAAACAAGACAAAUGUGGUUAAAAACCUCACCACCAAUCUAAUCGUAAACGUGAAACCCCAGAUUUAUGAAAAGGCCGUGUCAUCAUUUCCGGAACCAAUUCUCUACCCACUGGGCAGCAGACAAAUCCUGACCUGUACCAUUUACGGUAUCCCUCAACCUACAGUCAAGUGGUUCUGGCAUCCCUGUAACCACAAUCAUUCGAAAGUAAGGUAUGACUUUUGCUCCAGUAAUGAAGAGGCCUUUAUCCUGGAUCCUGACAGCAACAUAGGAAACAGAAUUGAGAGCAUCACUCAGCGCACGGCAAUAAUAGAAGGAAAGAAUAAGACGGCUAGCACCUUGGUUGUGGCUGACUCUAGAAUUUCUGGAAUCUACAGCUGCAUGGCUUCUAAUAAAGUGGGGACUGUGGAAAGAAACAUAAGCUUUUAUAUCACAGAUGUGCCAAAUGGGUUCCACAUUAACUUGGAAAAAAUGCCUACGGAAGGAGAGGACCUGAAACUGUCUUGCACAGUUAGCAAGUUCUUAUACAGAGACAUUACUUGGAUUCAGCUGCGGACAGCUAAUAACCGAACCAUGCACCACAGUAUUAGCAGGCAAAAAACGACCGUCACUAAGGAGCACUCCAUGACGCUUCACCUUCUCAUCAAGAACGUUUCCUUGGAAGAUUCAGGCACCUAUGCUUGCAGAGCCAGGAACAUAUACACAGGGGAAGACAUCCUUCAGAAGAAAGAAGUUACAAUUAGAGAUCAGGAAGCACCAUACCUCCUGCGAAACCUCAGUGAUCACACAGUGGCUGUCAGCAGCUCCACUACUCUAGACUGUCACGCUAACGGCAUCCCUGAGCCUCAGAUCACCUGGUUUAAAAACAACCGCAAAAUACAACAAGAACCUGGCAUUAUUUUAGGGCCGGGGAGCAGCACGCUGUUUAUUGAAAGAGCCACAGAGGAGGACGAGGGCGUCUAUCAGUGCAGGGCCACGAACCAGAGGGGGUCUGUGGAGAGCUCAGCCUACCUCACCGUUCAAGGAACCUCUGACAAGUCAAAUCUGGAGCUGAUCACUCUGACGUGCACCUGUGUGGCUGCAACCCUCUUCUGGCUCCUAUUAACUCUCUUUAUCCGAAAACUGAAAAGGUCUUCUUCUGAAAUAAAGACUGACUACCUAUCAAUUAUAAUGGACCCAGACGAAGUUCCCCUGGAUGAGCAGUGUGAGCGGCUCCCAUAUGAUGCCAGCAAGUGGGAGUUUGCUCGGGAGAGACUUAAACUGGGGAAAUCACUUGGAAGAGGGGCUUUUGGAAAAGUGGUACAAGCAUCUGCAUUUGGCAUUAAGAAAUCACCCACAUGCCGGACUGUGGCUGUAAAAAUGCUAAAAGAGGGGGCCACGGCCAGCGAGUACAAAGCUCUGAUGACGGAGCUCAAGAUCUUGACCCACAUUGGCCACCACCUGAAUGUAGUCAACCUGCUGGGCGCCUGCACCAAGCAAGGAGGGCCUCUGAUGGUGAUCGUUGAGUACUGCAAAUAUGGAAAUCUAUCCAACUACCUCAAGAGCAAACGAGACUUAUUCUUUCUCAACAAGGAUGCAGCAUUACACGUGGAGCCUAAGAAAGAAAAAAUGGAGUCAGACGUGGAGCAAGGCAAGAAACAAAGACUAGAUAGUGUCACAAGCAGCGAGAGCUUCGCAAGCUCCGGGUUUCAGGAAGAUAAAAGUCUGAGUGAUGUUGAGGAAGAGGAGGAUUCUGACGAUUUCUACAAGCAGCCCAUAACUAUGGAAGAUCUGAUUUCUUACAGUUUUCAAGUGGCCAGAGGCAUGGAGUUUUUGUCUUCAAGAAAGUGCAUUCAUCGGGACCUGGCAGCACGAAAUAUUCUUUUAUCUGAGAACAACGUGGUGAAGAUUUGUGAUUUCGGCCUUGCCCGGGAUAUUUAUAAGAACCCUGAUUAUGUGAGAAAAGGAGAUACUCGACUUCCUCUGAAAUGGAUGGCUCCUGAAUCUAUCUUUGACAAAAUCUACAGCACCAAGAGCGAUGUGUGGUCUUAUGGAGUACUGCUGUGGGAAAUCUUCUCCUUAGGUGGGUCUCCCUACCCGGGAGUGCAGAUGGAUGAGGACUUCUGCAGCCGCCUGAAGGAAGGCAUGAGGAUGAGGGCUCCUGAGUACGCGACCCCGGAAAUCUACCAGAUCAUGCUGGACUGCUGGCACAAAGACCCCAAAGAAAGGCCAAGAUUUGCAGAGCUUGUGGAAAAACUAGGCGAUUUGCUUCAAGCAAAUGUACAACAGGAUGGCAAAGACUAUAUCCCACUAAAUGCCAUACUGACAGGAAACAGUGGGUUCACAUACUCAACUCCUGCCUUCCCUGAGGAUAUUCCAGCUCCAAGGUUUAAUUCAGGAAGUUCUGAUAAUGUCAGAUAUGUAAAUGCUUUCAAUUUCAUGAGCCUGGAGAGAAUCAAAACCUUUGAAGAACUUCCACCAAAUGUCACUUCCAUGCUUGAUGGUUACCCAGUGGACAGUGGCGCUCUGCUGGCCACUCCUUGGCUGAAGCGCUUCACCUGGACUGAGAGCAAACCCAAGACCUCACUGAAGACUGACUUGAGAGUAACCAGUAAGAGUAAGGAGUCGGGGCUUUCUGACCUCACCAGGCCUACAUUCUGCCAUCCUGGCUGUGGGCACAUCAACAGAGGCAAGCGCAGAUUUACCUACGACAACUCCGAGCUGGAAAAGGUCUCAUGCUGCUCUCCUCCCCCAGACUACAACUCAGUGGUCUUAUAUUCCACGCCACCUGUCUAAACUGUGACACAGCCUGAUUUCUAGAACCACAUGCAUAUUUAUAACCCCAGGAAACAAGCUUCUGCCAGUAUUAUACACAUAUAAAUUUACACCUCUACCUUUCCACAGGGGCUAGAUGCUUUCUGUGAUUUUUAACAGUGCUUUUUUCUUUUGACUAACAAGAAGGUAACCCCAGAUAGAGUAAUGGUGACAAGUAAAGGCCACUACUGCUAAACCCUCACAUUACUCAGUGUGUUAGAGAAAUUCUUUCAAGCCCAAAGACUUCCUGCUCUUUACCCCCAGGCCUCAAGGCCUGGGACGAUUCAGGAGACACGCUGACCAUGUGACGCUGCACAGACCAUGCUGGGCCAGCAGCUGCAGCCCUGGAACCAGGGACAGCAGUCCCCAGCUGGCCUAAGAAAGCCUCUGGGGCCCUCCAGCAUUCAUGACGUGUAAGGAGGAGAAGGAAAGGGAGGAAUGAAGAAAAAAACAGGACAGGGCACAAGAAAGAAUUUGAGCUGGACCAUGUGGAAGGAGUGAGAGAGGGUUACCAACCAGGCCACUCCAGUGGCUUCCAAAACCCUACCUGACCCGUUCCAUUUGAGAACCCAGGCAGAACCGAUAGAUGAGGGGACCUUUCCUGGAUUCUGGGGGGCAAGAAAGGAACAACAAAGCACAUUUUAAAACAUUAGCUACAGAACUGGUUCUCUGUCCAUUCCCAUAUAUGGCACAUUUUUUAUUUCUAGCACUGAGGCUGGUGCUCAAAUCUGAGCCCAUACUGCUGGCCCCUCUAGCAGGAUACACUGAACACUUACCCUGGGCUAAGCUGGCCUAUUAGUUCAGGGCAUAUAGUAUAUUGCUCAUAGUAAGCUAACUGGAGCCACUGACUGGUCGCCAGAUUCUACUUUGUGUGUUACUGUAUAGUGAAGACAACUCAAUGUUCUGUAUUAACCCGUUUGUACAGUUAGUUAUAAAAGGAAGUGAAGAGAAUUAAAAUGCAGCCUUCUCUCCACCGAAACUAGGACAGAAGGCAGGCAGAUGGGGCCAGUGAAGCCCCGGUGCCAACCCAGCCAGCACUGCCGCAGUUGGGCCCAAUGGAUAGGAGUCGGGGUUUUAUUUAAUGGGGGUUCCACUAUCCAGUCUGUUUCCUGGGAAGAUGUGUUAGAGCCUUAACCAAGGUUUAUUAAGCACUUUAUGCUCCUUGAGAAAAAGGUGAUAUGUAAGAUAUUUCUGGAAUCAGGACUCAGGACAUUUAUCAGCCAUCAAUAGGAGAAAAGCCUCUUUGCAUCUGCCUUGGACCUUGCCUUGGCCUGAGGACGACAGAAAUAGGGAGCGGGGUACACAGGCUGCCACGCUUCAGGGCGAAGGGCCCUGCGCCUGCCGGGCUGUUUGACGCUCUGUAUUUAGGAUGUUCGGGGCCUGUCAGAGCUGGACAGGCAACAGGGAACUGCUGCUUCCGGUAGAGAAGAUACGGUUCCCAGUGCACGUGACCUGACUCUAGAACCUGAAAUACAAGUAAGAGAAGCGACUUCCCCGUGUCAGUCUUCAGGGUUCUUUGUGUGGAGAGAUGGGGAUUCAGCACAGCCCCAGGGAGACGGCGGCGCCUCCGGCCGGCGCAGCAGGGAGUCGGGCCUCUCCGCCAAGAGCCAAGGGGCGGGGGAGCUUUGCCCUUCCUCCUCUUUACCCGAACAGCACCGGUGACAGCUGGCGGUAGCGUAAACCAGGUGACCAAGAGGUUAGACCCAGGGAAGGUAAAAAGACCUCACUCAAUUCUCUAGUUUUUUCAAAUCAGGUUAAGGAUCCAGCAAUUAGUGAAAACCAGGAAAAACCUUAGCUGUAUGUAUAAUGCCCUGAAUUCAAUAAUCCCAUUCUUAAUCACUGAGACCUUAGUAGAGCCAUCUCACUGAAAGGCAUAGGAAUCAGAUGCACCGUCAUUCAGUUUCUCACGCAGACUCAGGCUUGUAGCCUGCAUGAGUCUGUCAGUCAAGAAAGGUUCCCGCCUGGAGUCUUGACACAAAAAGGAAAAUGGGAGCUUGUGGAAUGUGUACUAUGGGUAGUUGCACGGUGCUUGCCGUAGGCAGGUUCGUUACAACAGCACUGAGAAAUUGAAACGCUAACUGGUGGUGUUGUUAGAAUCAUUUGUCACUUGUGACAAAAAUGGUUGGCAGUGACCAGGAGAGAACCAGCACUUCCUUUCAGGAUUUGUGAGCUAAGUGGAAGCGCAGGGGUGGAAGGGGACAGACCACAUGCAAAUGUAGGUCUCGUUUAUCUAAGAAAUGAUGCCCACACCUUAUCGGAGCCCAUGCAACAUCUGUCCAAAUCCUGAAAAACGUUACUUAGGCCUCGCUCAUUUAGGCAAAUAAUUUGCAGGACACGGGGAGCUGGCAUCACGUCCUGGGUUAGACCUAUACUUCCCAGCUUGUAAGAAUAUCAAACACGAAGCUUAUUUGCCAGCCCCUUUCAGUUAACUGGAGAAGGAGUGCAUCUUUGACUGACAGUGGUAGUAACUCUAUGUAUAUAUAUGCGUGUGUAUGUGUUUUGUGCAGAACUAUUUAAGGAAACUGGAAUUUUGAAGUUACUUUUAUACAAACCAAGAAUGUAUGCUGCAGAUAUCAGACAUCAUUUGGUUCUUUAUAUUUAGUCACUAUGAAUGUAUUUUGUAUACUAUCUUCAUAUAAUAAAGUUAACUUCC
Messenger RNA from Miniopterus natalensis, 6839 nucleotides. RefSeq names its product fms related receptor tyrosine kinase 1 (gene FLT1). Gene Ontology annotation, cellular component: signaling receptor complex; plasma membrane. NCBI's taxonomy places the organism in Eukaryota, Metazoa, Chordata, Mammalia, Chiroptera, Miniopteridae. Gene Ontology annotation, biological process: positive regulation of kinase activity; protein phosphorylation; multicellular organism development. The record is from RefSeq and is a predicted model, not a curated record. Gene Ontology annotation, molecular function: vascular endothelial growth factor receptor activity; ATP binding; growth factor binding.